UUGUCAAUUAAAAAUCAAAAUGAAAAUAUUAAGAAACGUUUUUGAAUACCUUUCAAGACAAAAAGUCAAAAGCCCGUUCAAUAAGUAAAUAUUUUUGUAUUUUGAAGUUUUCAAACAUACGAAGGAAGUUACAAAGUGACAUUGUAUAGCCGCCGGAAAUGUCAGAACAGAAACAAGAUGCUGAGAAAAAGAGUGUAGCCACAAUACCCACACCACUAAAGUACGUAUUCGGUGGGACGGCAGCAGUGGCUGCGGCUUGCGUGAUGCAUCCAAUGGAUUUGGUAAAAACACGCAUGCAAGUUGCUUCUAGCGGGAGCGCCAAAUCGUCCAGCGCCAUUGGAGUGAUGAAAAUGGCGGUUAAAAAUGAUGGCAUAGCUGGCUUAUAUAAAGGACUCAGCGCCUCGGUACUACGGCAGUCGAUGUACUCCACCACACGCAUCGGGGUAUACACAAGUCUAACGGAAUAUUAUCGCGAGUUGUAUAAAACAGCGCCAACAGUAAAUGCAACCGUUAUGAUGGCGGCCUUCGCUGGCGCGGUCGGUGCCUAUGUCGGCACACCGGCCGAUGUGGGCUUAGUGCGUAUGAUGACCGAUGCCCGUCUGCCGCCAGCUGAUCGUCGAAAUUACACAAGUGUUUUUAACGCGCUCUCACGUAUUAGCAAAGAGGAGGGUGUUCGGGCGCUUUGGCGUGGCGCCGUACCAACUGUGGGUCGUGCCAUUGUCGUGAGCGUUGCACAACUGGCGUCUUACACACAAUUUCGACAUUUCGCAAAGUCACAGUUUGGAAUGGGUGAUGGCUUUAAUUUGCAUUUAGUGGCGAGCAUUGGUUCGGGUCUGUUGACGGCGACCGCAUCAUUGCCUGUGGAUAUAGCCAAGACGCGCAUACAGAAUAUGAAAAUGAUCGAUGCCAAACCGGAGUACCGGGGUAUAUUAGAUGUGCUGGUAAAGAUUACGAGGAAAGAAGGCUUUCUGGCGUUGUGGCGUGGUUACACUCCGUAUGUUUUACGUGUUGUGCCACAAACUAUUUUGAUUUUCAUAAUUUUGGAGCAACUCAAUACAGCAUACUUUAAAUAUGUCUUGGGUGAGGAGUAUAAAUCGAAAAUUUAAUUAACAGUUGCAUGUUAUUGUUCUUGUAAUUUAUGUGUGUACUUAUGUAUGUGUGUAAGUGAAUUUGUGGCUGUGUUAAGUGUGAAAAUAUAUAAUGUUGACUUUCCAAGUGUCUUUCUUUUCUGA
Molecule: messenger RNA, 1232 nt
Organism: Bactrocera oleae (olive fruit fly)
Lineage: Eukaryota; Metazoa; Arthropoda; Insecta; Diptera; Tephritidae
Product: mitochondrial 2-oxoglutarate/malate carrier protein
Biological process (GO): transmembrane transport
Molecular function (GO): transmembrane transporter activity
Source: RefSeq, a predicted model, not a curated record